UGUAAUUCUGGUUACCAUGCCCAGGCCUAAAGAUUACAACACACUUAUUUUGGAUUAUUUUGAUUGUACAAAUACGUCCGUAAGGGCAUCUGCCACACCGGUUCUACCUCAUCUGAAACCUGUACAAGCAAGCUACAGUAACAUAAGACAAAGCUCCUCUUUGUGGGUCAGUGAUGCAGCGGGAGUGACGCAGCAGUGGCAGAAGGCAACUAUACACAGCAAUAAGAGGAACAGGGAACUUUUGCCAGAACUAUAGGCCACAGACAGCUACCAGACAACUGUGACGAGGGAAGAUGGUAAAGGCCUGAUCUAGACCAAAGGGAGAACGGGAGCCGGCUGGUCACUCUCCUUUCCUCCUCCAAACAAACACCAGAGAGACUUCCACAGCGGCAGAGACAGGCCCAGCAAGACCAUCCGCACAGACACAUUUUGAUGACUGUGGUGUCUCCCUGCACUCAGAACCUGAUGGAUAGUUCUCACCCUCACACCGUGUUAAGCAAGCUCAAUGAGCAGCGCUCACAAGGCCUUUUCUGUGAUGUAACCAUUGUGGUGGAGGAUGUUAAGUUUCGGGCCCACAAGAACAUCCUGGCAGCCUGCAGUGGGUACUUCAGAAGUGCUCUGAUGACCCCUGAGACUUGGAGCUCUAGCCAAGUACUGGAGCUAAUGGACCUGAAGUCAGAGGUGUUCGCCAGUAUCCUUAACUUCAUCUACUGCUCGAAGGUGACAACAGCUGCUGCAAAGGACACAAAGGGCCUAGUGGCAGCAGGAAAAAGAUUUGGUAUUCCUUUCUUAGAGAAGCUUGCAGAACAAGAGAGAAUGGACUCAGGCAUAACUCAAAACCUACCCGAAUGUGUUAAUUCCACAGACUCCAGCGCAGCCCCAGUGCCUACAAAAACAAAAAAGGAAGCCCCUAGGGCGGAGGAGAUAGACAGUGCCAGAGGGCCACGCAUCACCAAUGCCUUCUCCAUCAAUGAAGUGUGUCCCGGGAACAAUCCUUUCACCCCUCUGGUUCAAACCAAUGAUAGCAGGCAGUCACCAGAUGUGGGGCAGCUCCCAGCAAACUGCCCUACAACCUCCUGCCUUAAUGGGAACAAUGAGACCACCCAUGCCCUCUCAGAGCACUCAUAUGCAGUAAGCCAAGCCACUGAAGAAAAAGAUAACAAUCAGUUUGACAACAAAAAGGUCUGCAAGCCAGCAAUAUCACAGCCAAAGCAACUCAUGUACCGAAAUGCCGGUCCACUCAAAAAGCGUCACAGGCUGAGAGGCACUUUGUGUAGAAAUAUACUUCCAGCACCAGCUGAACCACAUACAGAUAAACCAAAUACUAUCACCCCCAUAUUAGCUGAUAGUGCUACCACAGCACCUGUUGUAGUCAUGACACCACCUCCACUUUUUUCAGAGGCAGAAACAGACAAGUGUACAGACACAGUGCCUCCUGUGGCCACUGACAAUGUCCAAAUGGACUUAGGUCCACCAACGCUUUCUCCUCACACAGAAGAUAGCAUCUCAAUCUACGGAUGUGAGCACUGUCCAGAGAUAUUCACAAAUAAAGCUCUUCUCACCAUUCACUCAGAGGUGCAUAAAAAGCGUUUUGUUAGUCAUUUGUUUUGCAAGUUUUGUCACAGAAAGUUCAUACACCUCAAACGGCUGCGCAACCACGAGCAGAUCUGUCCCAAGCCUGCGAGAGGCCCACCAAAACUAGAUACCAGUGACACAUUGGCUAAAGAGGGGGACCUCCAUUCAGCUGACAUGCCACAUGUGGAGAACAUCAUGACACAGCUUCCCUCUGCUGACCUCUCCGCCCCUUAUAGUCCAGAGCCUCUUCAAAUGGACCAAUCAGAACCUACUCAGGAUGAGAAGACAAUAAGGUCAGGUGGCAGUCAGAAAAGAUACAACUGCAGUGUCUGUAAACGAGUGUAUGUGACCCUAUCCAGUCUGAAGAGGCAUGAGAAUGUACAUUCCUGGCAGAGGGCCUAUCCUUGUCAUUAUUGUAAUAAAGUGUUUGCCUUGGCAGAGUAUCGUACCAAGCAUGAACUCUGGCACACGGGUGAACGCCGCUAUCAGUGCAUUUUUUGCCUGGAAACGUUCAUGACAUACUAUAUCUUAAAGAACCAUCAGAAGUCUUUUCAUGGCAUUGAUCCCACACUAGCUGUGAAGAAAAAAUCUGCCAAUGGUGGGCUGAAAGCCAGUGUUUACCCAAUCAAACUCUACAGGCUCCUACCUAUGAAGUUUAGAAAGAGGCAAUACAAGACAUACAGCGAGACGUAUUCAGAGGCUGCUGAAAGAGACGAUCAAGCUCCAUUGGAUAGCAACUCUCUUAUCCCUCCAUUUGAAAAAAAUGGUAUGAUCAGCCACUCUGACGCUGUUUCAUUCCCUCUGACAUUCAUGGCAACAACUAAAACAGUGUCCCCCGUCAUGCCUCGCAUCAGCUUUGACAAACCAUAUGACCAAGAUGUUGACCAAAGUUUGAACAAUGAAUCGGAAAACUUCACCUGCAGCCUCCCUCUGCAGCAUGACACAGAGUCUUCUGCAGAGGGUCAGAAAGAUGAUCCUCUUGAUCUGAUUAACUCACAGCACAUCACUCAUAAUGCACCAUUUUUAAACUCUUUGAACACUGUUAAAAAGCUAGGUGAGUUAUCAGCUUCUGCAAAAAGAGUUGAGGAUAUGACAAAGGAGAUACUUCAGUCAAGCACUGACAAUCUAGUACUUGAUAAAAAGGUGGGGGCAAAGACAGAGACAUACUUUGCCAAACCUGCAUGUCCUGGUCCUUCAGCGGAUGGUGAUACAAUGCCUCUCUGCCAGAUAACAGUGAAAAUAGGCAAUGAAGCCAUCAUCCGCCGCAGAAUCAAAGGAUCCAAGCUCUUCCCAAGAAAGAAAAGGAGAAUCAGAGAAUUGAAUGAAGUAGAAAGUCAACACUCUCCAAUACAGGACAACUCAGAGAGCCCCAGGCUUCGCCUCAGACCAGAAGUUACUGCCGCCACAGCUCCCAGGACAUAUGAUGAUCCCAACGACUGUGACACAGCUGAUAAGCUCUGGCGUCCCUACUAUUCUUACAAAGCUAAAAAGAAGACAAAGAAGCGGAGAUUCAAGCACAGAAAAGCUUUGUAUCACCAUUAUUCUGAAACAUCUGUAGAUAGAGCUACUGCCAGUGAGGCCCAACUGGAAAGCUGGCGGACAGAAGAGAGCAUCUCAAGUGGUAGUGGAGAGCUGAAGCGUAUUGUUAGCAGGAACUGCAGUCCGAGGGCCACCUACAACUGUGACAUCUGUGACAGCUCGUUUAUCACAGAGACUGGUUUGAGAGCACACAUUAUUGGUUCCCACCCAUGUUUCUGCCGGACUUGUGGUAAACAAGGUCCCCCGGGUGAAGCACCUGCUGGCAGCGAUUACAUCUGCAACAGUUGUAUGGAGAACGGCUCCUGCUUUGAUAACACACCACGGAGCCCCAACCAAGAGAAAAAGUAUCGCUGCUCUUUCUGUCCUCAGCGUUUUCUCUACCUUGCCACCAAGAGAAGCCAUGAGAGAAAACACCAGGAGACAACGGAGGAGGGAUACAAUUAUGACAACUUCAUACCAUGUUCUAAAUACUCAGCACACCUGACUGAAGACGAUAAACAAGACUCUAUCAAAACAGAGGACACUGACAAUCAAGACAGAAUUGACAUGAAAAGUGAAAAGGUGGAAGGAGGACAUUUUUCCUUCGAUAAAAUUAAGCCUAAAAUUGAGGAAUCAACUGACUUUAUGUCUUUGACUCCAUACCAGGACAUGUCCUUUUCCAACAUUAAAAGUCCAUUAUCACCCUGCAGUUACUCACGGUUCUCUCUGACACCCUCAAAGGUGAAACACAAAAUGGCCAGAAAACGAAUCAGUGCAGUGCAUUCUGUGCAUCUCACUUCAAAAAAAAUGGCCUGUGACCGAGACAAAGACAGCAACAAGGAUAGUUUGAUGGGGCCAAGAACAAACAGUCACCAUGAUCAUGAAAAGUCCUGUAAAUUGUCUGGGAGAAAUGACUCUGACUCUAAAGGUUCCCACAUUUCUAUACACAAACCAGAGAAAUGGGUGUGCAAAGAAGAGCCGUUCUUUUAAAGCCCUCUGAGGACGGAAGCCAGCUUUAGGCAAAAGAGAAAGUAAAUCAAACUUGGCUUUGAGCCACUGCUUUGAUUUGUAAAUGAAAGGGUUGUAAUAUUUUCUUUGUGGCAGCGUUCAAUAAUGUUCUUACAGGACAACAAAUGCUGAACAUGCAGAUCUAAUGUCAGUGUAAGCUGUAAUACCUUCCCUCCUAAACUCAACAGACUAAGUGAUUUUUCACCUUUGUAGAAGAUAUUUUUUGGAUAAUAUAGGACCUUCUGACACAGACUGUACUUUUUCCAUUGUCUAUGCAUAUAAGGCAGACUCAGUGACAUGGCUGUAACAUCAAGAAAAUAAAUAAAUGUUACUUCAGAGUACGAUGAAUUCACAAUUUAAAACAAUGUGCAAUUUGGAACAGGGGUGGCACUUUUUAAUGUAUGUAUGUGGAGAACAAUGAGUCCUGCAACUGUCACAUUUCUGAGUCUUCCGUUCAGUUAACUGGACAUGGUGAGUUGCACUUUAUAUAGUUAGACUAUGCUAAUCUGUUGGUUAAAUAAUUUGAUAAUUCAAUUACAAUUCUGAGCAUCAUUGUUAUAAUUCUAAUUUCUACCACAUGGCACCAUUGAGAUUCAAGUUACUACUUUUGUGUGUUUAAUAUGUAUAAAAUCUGUCAAA
Scomber japonicus (chub mackerel) is the source of this 4740-nucleotide messenger RNA. RefSeq names its product zinc finger and BTB domain containing 38 (gene zbtb38). Gene Ontology annotation, molecular function: protein binding. The transcript has 3 exons. NCBI's taxonomy places the organism in Eukaryota, Metazoa, Chordata, Actinopteri, Scombriformes, Scombridae. The record is from RefSeq and is a predicted model, not a curated record. Bases 433 to 4083 code for a protein of 1216 amino acids. Gene Ontology annotation, biological process: negative regulation of transcription by RNA polymerase II; regulation of cytokine production; regulation of immune system process.